This is a messenger RNA of Monodelphis domestica (gray short-tailed opossum), 14469 nucleotides long. It is a transcript of the gene AKAP13, whose product is annotated as A-kinase anchoring protein 13. Gene Ontology annotation, biological process: adrenergic receptor signaling pathway; positive regulation of canonical NF-kappaB signal transduction; regulation of Rho protein signal transduction. Gene Ontology annotation, cellular component: actin cytoskeleton; membrane. Gene Ontology annotation, molecular function: guanyl-nucleotide exchange factor activity; MAP kinase scaffold activity. NCBI's taxonomy places the organism in Eukaryota, Metazoa, Chordata, Mammalia, Didelphimorphia, Didelphidae. The record is from RefSeq and is a predicted model, not a curated record.
UCCCUCUCGCCUCUUCAGAUGGCGCAUGCGUCGGGGAGCAUAGCCUGUGUGCUGGAGCAGAGUAGCAGUAGGAGCAGGAGCAGCAGCGACAGUCCCUGCAGCAGCAUUCGCUUUGGUUAAAGCAUUUCGAGGUCCAGAGAGACCGACUUCUGGCCGCACUCCUCGUCGCUGUAGCUGGGGAAGCAGCCAGACCAUUGUUUCUAACCGCCGAGAAAGUGGGGAGCAGCGCCGGCUCGGCCCGCGGGGGAGUCCCGGGCGCCGCACGUGUCCUGGGUCAUGAAACUUAAUCCACAACAAGCUCCAUUAUAUGGUGACUGUGUUGUCACAGUGCUGCUUGCUGAAGAGGAUAAAGUUGAAGAUGAUGUAGUUUUUUACUUAGUGUUUUCUGGCUCCACUCUCCACCACUAUACAAGCACCAGGAAGGUUAAUCCUGAUACCUUGGAGACAAUUGCCCCUGGUCAUGACUGCUGUGAGACAGUGAAAGUUCUGCUCUGUGCUUCCAAAGAGGGUUUCCCUGUUUUUGUGGUGGCUGAAGAAGAUUUUCGCUUUAUCCAGGAUGAAGUAUAUGAUGCAGCCCAAUUCCUGGCAACCAGUGCUGGAAACCAACAGGCUCUGAACUUCACCAGGUUUUUGGACAGAUCAGGACCACCCUCUGGGGAUGUCAAUAUUCUAGAUGAGAAGGUAGCACUGGCAUUCCGACACCUCAAACUUCCAGAAGAAUGGAAUGUGCUAGGAACAGACACAUCUUUGAAUGAUGGUGGCCCACGGGAAACAUUAAUGCAUUUUGCAGUGAGGCUGGGACUGCUGAGGUUAACUUGGUUUCUGUUACAGAAGCCAGGUGGAAGGGGAGCUCUCAGCAUACACAACAAUGAAGGGGAGACUCCAGCAAGCCUUGCUUUAGAGCGGGGCUAUCAGAAGCUUCAUCAACUUUUGACAGAGGAGAAUGCUGGAGAACCUGACUCUUGGAGCAGUUUGUCCUAUGAAAUACCUUAUGGUGACUGCUCUGUGAGGCAUCAUCGAGAACUGGACAUUUAUACAUUGACAUCGGAAUCAGAUGAGGAAUCUCUACACCCCCGAGACAGUCGGACAGGACAGAUUUUUAAACUCAUGAACAUCCAACAACAGCUCAUGAAAUCAAAUCUCAGACGGAAAGAGGACCAUAUCCCCUUAAUGAGAGCAUCUCAAGACCCUCCACCUGCUCAGAGAGUCCUGGAUAUGGAUGACCAAGUUCUUCCCUGCAUUGAAGCUCCUUUAGAAGAUCAGCAACUUGGAGUCAUGGACAACCCUGACCACACAGAGGACCUAGUUAGAUUGGAUGUAAAGUCAAGUGAUCUUUCAAACUUGAUGAGCAAAGGGAACACAGAUUGUUCCUGUAAGAGGAAAGAUAAAAACCUGGAGAUAAAAAAAGAAAUGGAGCCAGGACCAUUUAUAGUCUCUGAGAUUGUAUCAGAGGUAUCAGAGAAAGAGAGAUGCCUACAGAAUACACUUGCUAGCACAGAUAACACAGAAGACCUUCCAUCCUGUAGAAACACAGAUGAGGAAACUGGAAUAAUAUCUCUUGGAACCAUUUUAGAUGAUGAACAUAUGAAUAUUGGAGAUGGUGCCACAGAGGAAGUACAUAUCAGUGAACAAAAUGAAGACCAAACUGUCCCUGGGGCUGAAGGGGUCACUACUUCAGAAGCAACAGAAAAAGUAAAAUGUGAUCUCACAAACUCUGAGGCUACUUGCCUGAAGAGUCUGUGUAAAAGACAGGAAAGUAAGACUGGUGGACUUAAUAAGAGCUCCAGUGUCAGCAUAGCUGAGACCCAUGAUACAGAAAGAAACAGUGACUCUGUGGAGGAACCCAGUGUUUCAAAUGGCAUUGCUUCUCCAGGUUCCUUAGACAGCAGUGACCAUGUUCAGACUUCACCUAUACUUGGUAAAGGAGAAACCAUUACUAAAGAAACUGUAUCAGGAACUGAAACUUCAAGCAGAAGUAACAAAGAGAACUCUGAACUUGUAGCAGAGAACCAGGGUUUGGAGGAUCAACACCCCCCCAUCAUUUUAUCUUUAUUAAAAGGUCAAGAAGAGAGAUUGCAAGAGUUAGAAGUGGAUUCUUCUUUAUCAACCAUGUGUGAAGCAGUCUCACCUUCUGAUUCAACUUUACCCUACCCAGAAAAAGAACUGGUUUUGAACCAGACCUCAAAAGGCAGUUCAGCUCAAGACCAAGAUCAGGAAAUUGAAUCAGCCAUCUGUUGCACAACGGAAGAAGACAAAUUUAGUUUUGAUUCUGUACGUCAACAGAAUUCUGUGACUUCUUGUGGAGACCUGGAAGCAGAGAGCAAGGAUGGCAAACCAGUCCUGGCCAAGAACCUGAAGAGAAAUUCACCAAAUAUACCUGCUGAGGGUAAAACAAAAGAGUCAUGUUUGAGUGAGGGAAUCUCUGAUCCUAGAGAAGAUAACCAGGGGUCUCAAGUGCCCUGCUCCAUAGCAAUUUUAAAUAAAGAUAACCUAGCACAGGAUUUAGCACUGGAUACUCCUUUAGCAUUCAGCCAGAAAUUAUUUUCACCUCCUCAUUCAGCCUUGAGUGAAGCAAAAGAAAGUGUUAUACCCAAUCAGGCAAUGACAUCUGAAAAUCAUGUUGCUCAGCCAGAUGGGCAAUGGGUUAAAUCUAUAACUGAGGAUGAUGUGAUUUCUUUUGUUCCCUCCCAGCAAGAAAAGGGAACAGCAACUCCUGAAAAAAAGACAGAAGAACCUAGCUGUGAUGCUUCACUAGAGCUUUGUGUGCCCAACAGGCUGCUGACAGAGGACGACUCGGGGAUCCUGUCAUCUUUUUUUCCUGCUCCUCAGCCAAGUAUGGGGAAUUUCAGUUCUGUAGAAAGGGACAUUGGGGUUGAAAGCCUUAAUGACAAGACAGUGGGUGCAUUAGAAACCGUUUCGUUGGCACCUACUGAAAGGAAAACCCCUUUGCCUGCUGAUUCAGAUUUGUCCAGAGUAGACAGGGAGCCAGUGGGACCAGAAGGCGCUAUGGCUCAGGAACCAGAUAAGGAGAAUGAAGCAGCCACUUGUUCUAUUACUAAAGACAAUGCAUGUUGUUUAAUUUCCCGGCCAAAAGAGGAGACGCCACCUCCUGGGCAAGAGGCAUCAGGGUUUGGUGAUCAGCCUGCCUUAGCCUCAUGUGCUAAGGGCAAAAUACUUACAUACACUAAUAAUUCAGCGGGCACACCCUCUGCCAUUCUCAUUGCAGAAUCUGAACAAAACAAGGAAGUGGCUGCAAAAGUUUCACUGCGAGCUGAGCAAAGCACAGCUGUACAGUGCCAGGUACCAUCAGAAGCUGGUUUAUCUACAGACGUUCAGGGAACGUGGGACUCUAGAGAAUGCAGCUUGCUAUUACCAGCAACGACAGACAAAACCGAAGCUGACCUAGGACAAGAUGGAUCUGAGGCUUGUUCCAGGGAAAAGACAGCCACAAAACCUGAAAUAAAAGAGUCUCAGUCCUCUUGUGAAGAAAGUGGAAAUGUAACUGUGGGUUCCAGAGAGAAUGCUACCCAGGAUCCUUUGGGGUCUGGUGGCCACCAAGAUGUUCUGGGGCAGAAACAUAUGGCAGACCAAGAGGAUGAUAUAAUGUCAGGCCUGCCAGGAGCUUCACCAGAAGGGGAGGUCCUAGAGAAGAGAACUGUAAUCCCAGACAUGCUGCCUGCUAGUCAGGAGAAAGGAGAGGCAGAUGAAAUCAUCCUCACAACAAAACAUUUGAAGGAAGUGGAGGUAGACAGUGUGGUACCAAGGGCAUUUCUGCAGCCCAUUGCCGAGGAACUGCCCUAUGAGAAUGACGUCAGUGGGGACACCAGGCCCUUGGCUAUUGAGGGAGUCACCACUCCUUGUGUGGACAAAACUCCGGAAACCUUUCCUGAUGGGCUUGGGGCUGAAGAAAGGACAGGCUCCCAAAAUGUUCCUUCCCAGAGUCUACCCACUCAGGCCAAUGCUCCAAAUUCUCUGGAGAAAGAAAGCCUGAUAGAGGAGGCUGCUAACCACUUGGUGGAAGCUAUUCUUAAAAAAGUGAGAGCUACAGAUGAGGUGGUUGCUGUGGGAAAGAGCAGUAGCCCUCAACAGUCCCAUUCUCCUGAGUCAGACUCAGUCAUUGAGGAGCUAGAGAAAACUGCUGCUGCUGCUGCUGCAGAAUCUUGCAUGACUCCAGGAGAUGCAUCUACUAAUAAUGGAGAAUCAGUUGUGAACUCAGACAUUCAGACAGCCAAAGGAGAGAAGCAGGAAAAGGUACCUGAACACUCCCAGGGACCUGAACCUAUGGCAGAAAUGCCAGAUAUGAAAGCUGAAGAUGAAAUGGAUUUUCUGGAAAAUUCCAGGGAGGACUCAGUUUCUGAAGAAAUGGAUGUAGCUAAGCAUAAAAUAAAGCCCAGGAUAAAGGCCCAGACGAUAAACAGGGAAAACUGGUGUACUAUCGAGCCAUGCCCAGAUCCAUCACUGUUGGCUCCAAAACAGUCCCCAGAAUGCGAAAACUUCUUAGAAGUUGGACUGGAUAGAGAGUGUACCUCAUCACAGAGUGUUCUUAAAAGAGAAUCUGGCAGUGAUUCUGACCUCUUCCCUUCUCCCAGUGAUGAAAUGGAUGACAGCGUUAUCUUUACAAAGCCUGAAGAGGAGCAAUCAGUCUGUGAUAUCACUGGGUCCAGUUCUUCCACAGAUGAUACAGCCUCCCUGGAUCGACAUUCUUCCCAUGGCAGUGACAUCUCCCUCCCCCAAAUUCAGACUCUGCAUAGGACCAAGGAUCGGCAGAGUUUGGAUGGGUUCUAUGGCCAUACGGUAGGAGGUGAGGGACGGGAAAGUGAGAGUGAACCUGCUGGCUCAGGUGAAAUGGAAGAAGAGGAAAUGGACAGCAUCACUGAAGUGCCGACAAACUGCUCUGUCCUGAGGAAUUCUAUGCGUUCUCUGUCCCCUUUCCGGAGACAUAGCUGGGGACCAGGGAAAAAUGCUGCCAAUGAUGCUGAGAUGAAUCACCGAAGUUCAAUGCGAGUUCUUGGGGAUGUUGUAAGGAGGCCUCCCAUUCAUAGGAGAAGUAUGAGCUGGUGUCCCUCUGGCGUGCAAUACUCUGCUGUCCUGAGUGCUGACUUUAAUUGUAGAAGUUUCAGUUUAGAAGGCCUCUCUGGAGGAGCUGGGGACAACAACAAGCCCUCCUCAGCCUUGGAUGCCAACUCUACAAACUCAAAAGAGCUGAGGCGAAAUCCCUUCGGUGGCGAGGAACGUGGUGACUCUUUGGUGUCCCUCACUGAAGAGGACCUAGAGUCAGACCAGAGAGAGCACAGCAUAUUCGACCAUCAGCCACGCCAGAGAGUUAAGCAACAGGGGUUUAAUUACUGUACAUCAUCCAUGUCUUCUCCAUUGACAAAAUCCAUCUCAUUAAUGACAAUUAGCCAUCCUGGAUUAGACAAGGCACAGGAGCAGAUACAGCCAGCGAGGCGGAUUUCCUUCUCCAUCAGCAUCUCUCCACUUCUUCUUAAGUCUAAAACUGUCUUUUUUCUUGGCUCUUCUUCCAGUGAUGAAGAGGAGAAGUUGCAUAAUUCACGAUCCUUCCACAAUACCAGUGCUAAUUUAACUGAAAGUAUAAAUGAACAGGCCUUCAACUUUGUCCCACAAAGCCCCUCCAAGAAAGAUUUUGAAGGGAAAAGUGGAACAAAAGUCAGUCGUACCUUCAGUUACAUCAAGAAUAAAAUGUCCAGCAGUAAGAAGAGCAAAGAGAAGGAGAAGGACAAAGACAAGAUUAAGGAGAAAGAUAAAGAUUCCAAAGAGAAGGAGAAGGACAAGAAGACUUUGAAUGGACAUACGUUUGGUUCCAUCCCUGUUGUGGGCCCAAUCAAUUGCAGCCAGUGUAUGAAAGCCUUCACCAACAAAGAUGCCUACACAUGCACAAGUUGUGGUGCUUUUGUCCACAAAGGGUGUAGAGAAAGUCUGGCUUCUUGUGCAAAGGUCAAAAUGAAGCAACCCAAAGGAAGCCUUCAGGCACAUGACACUUCUUCACUACCCACAGUCAUUAUGAGAAAUAAACCUUCACAACCUAAGGAGCGCCCUCGUUCUGCAAUCCUUGUGCCUGAUGAGACCUCUGUGGCUCCAUUGUUCCCUAACAGGCGGUCACAGCAGUGUGCCUCACUUUCCAAAAGUGUCUCUAUACAGAAUAUUGCUGGAGUUGGCAAUGAUGAGAACAUGGCAAACACCUGGAAAUUCCUGUCCCAUUCAACAGACUCUUUAAAUAAAAUCAGCAAGGUCAAUGAGUCCACAGAAUCUCUCACUGAUGAAGGUACUGAUAUGAAUGAAGGACAACUCAUGGGAGAUUUUGAAAUGGAUUCCAAACAGCUGGAGGCAGAAUCCUGGAGUCGGAUUGUAGAUAGCAAGUUUUUGAAACAACAGAAAAAGGAUAUAGUCAAGCGGCAAGAAGUGAUUUAUGAAUUGAUGCAGACAGAAUUACAUCAUAUCCGCACUUUGAAGAUCAUGAGUGAUGUGUAUAGCAGAGGAAUGAUGACAGACCUGCUUUUUGAGCAGCAAAUGGUAGAAAAACUGUUCCCUUGCUUAGAUGAGCUCCUCAGUAUUCACAGCCAAUUCUUUCAAAGAAUUCUGGAAAGAAAGAAGGAAUCCCUGGUGGAAAAAAGUGAAAGAAAUUUUCUCAUCAAGAGGAUAGGAGAUGUCCUUGUGAAUCAGUUUUCAGGUGAGAAUGCAGAGCGCCUAAAGAAGACAUAUGGCAAAUUUUGUGGUCAGCACAACCAAUCUGUGAACUACUUCAAAGACCUUCACACUAAAGAUAAGCGUUUUCAGGCUUUUGUAAAGAAGAAGAUGAGCAGUGCAGUUGUUAGGAGGUUGGGCAUCCCAGAAUGCAUCUUACUUGUAACCCAGCGCAUUACCAAAUAUCCAGUUUUGUUACAAAGAAUAUUACAGUGUACCAAAGAAAAUGACUUAGAACAGGAAGAUCUGGCCCACUCACUGAGCCUGGUGAAGGACGUGAUUGGAGCAGUGGACAACAAAGUUGCAAAUUAUGAAAAGAAAGUUCGUCUUAAUGAGAUUUACACCAAGACAGACAGCAAGUCGAUUAUGAGGAUGAAGAGUGGACAGAUGUUUGCCAAGGAAGAUUUGAAACGAAAAAAGCUUGUUCGAGAUGGGAGUCUUUCCCUGAGAAAUUCAGCAGGGAGGUUGAAAGAGGUCCAGGCAGUUCUACUCACUGACAUUCUGGUUUUCCUUCAAGAAAAAGACCAGAAGUAUGUUUUUGCAUCACUGGACCAGAAAUCAACAGUGAUCUCGUUAAAGAAGUUGAUCGUACGAGAAGUGGCACAUGAAGAGAAGGGCUUAUUCCUCAUCAGCAUGGGAAUGAAGGAUCCAGAGAUGGUUGAAGUCCAUGCCAGCUCUAAGGAGGAACGGAACAGUUGGAUUCAAAUCAUUCAAGAUACUAUCAAUGCCCUGAACAGAGAUGAAGAUGAAGGAAUCCCCAGUGAAAAUGAGGAAGAAAAGAAAAUGUUGGAUGCCAAGGCGAGAGAAUUAAAAGAGCAACUCCAGCAGAAAGAUCAACAGAUCUUAGUUCUGUUGGAGGAAAAGGAGAUGAUUUUCCGGGACAUGACAGAUUGUGGCGCCCCUUUGUCAGAGGACAGUUCCCCAACGCACAGCACCAGGGUGCUCUUCAGAUCCAACACCGAGGAGGUGCCCAAGGGAGGGCCCAUCAUGAAAAGCGCCAUAAGCGAGGUGGAGAUGCUCCAAGGCUUGGUGAGUGGCAGCCUCAGGGGCACUCUUGGGCAGUCUGUCAGUAGCACCCUGGAGCCAGAAGGAGGACUGGUGGGGCCCGUCUCCUUACCCCGGAGGGCAGAAACCUUUGGAGGAUUUGACAGCCACCAGAUGAAUGCCUCCAAAGGUGGUGGUGAGAAGGAAGAUGGAGAUGAUGGCCAGGAUCUUCGGAGGACAGAAUCAGAUAGUGGUCUAAAAAAGGGUGGAAAUGCUAAUGUCGUAUUUGUGUUGAAAAGAAACAGCGAGCAAGUCAUCCAGAGUAUCGUUCAUCUACAUGAACUUCUUAGCACUCUGCAGGGUGUGGUUUUACAGCAGGAUAGCUACAUUGAGGACCAAAAGUUGAUGCUCAGUGAGAGGGCAAUAACCCGGAGCACAUCCAGACCUAACUCUCUGAUUGAGCAAGAAAAGCAGCGGAGCCUAGAAAAACAGCGACAGGAUCUGGCCAACCUGCAGAGGCAGCAGGCACAGCACCUAGAGGAGAAACGCAAGAGGGAGAAAGAAUGGGAGGCCCGAGAGAAAGAACUGAUGGAGCGGGAAACACAGCUGGCCCAUUGGGAGGAGAAGGUGCAGAGAGGGCAGCAGGACCUGGACAAGGAUAGAGAAGAACUCCAGCAGAAGAAAGCGGCUUAUCAGUCUGACCUGGAGCGACUCCGAGCUGCCCAGAAGCAGCUUGAAAAGGAACAAGAGCAAGUGAAGAAGGAGAUGGAGAGAUUAACCCAAAAGCAGGCAGAACAUGAUGCUAAUCAGGUUUCCUAUCAGCACAGCAAAUUGAUGCGGAUUCCAGCCUUCUUCCCCAACCCCGAGGAACCUCCCCAGCUAACAACACCUUCCAUAGCACAGUCAGGGUCUUUGGACUCAGAACUUUCAAUAUCCCCCAAAAGGAACAGCAUUUCUCGGACACACAAAGACAAAGGACCGUUCCAUUUACUCAGUUCAACCAGCCAGGCGAGUAAAGUGUCAGAGGGCCAGAGCCAAAUCCCGGUGUCCACCUCUGCCUCCACACGCCUCUUUGGUUUAGCAAAGCCAAAGGAAAAGAAGGAGAAGAAGAAGAAGAGUAAGGCAGGCCGUUCUCAGCCAGGUGAUGGUCAUUCACCUGAAGCCCCGGCUGAGGGCGAAGAGAUCUUCUGCUGAUGGUCGGAUUUUUUUUGUUCUAUUAAGAUAGAAACUAUUGGAAUCUGACACACCAGCAUCACCCCCUGGGCCUUCUCCACUGCUAGCACAUGGGCUUUACGUGAUGGAAACUUUCCUUCUCUUUGUUUAGAAACACAUUACAGUGCUCUCCUGGAUCCUGGAUUUGAUGGAAAUAAAUUGAGUAUUGGGGCAGGGAAGGAACCCAGUCUGCUUUUAGCCAUGACUUCCUUGUGAAUGCCAAGGACAUGAGGGUGGAGAGGGCCCUCUGCUCGGAGUAGAACCAGCUCCCUAGUACCCUGGGAGUAGACCAGGGGCUCUCAGGUCCCAGAACCCUUCUUUGAAUGUUAAAAAGUAUGAAAGCAUCCAUGCCUCUAAAUUUAUUUCACCUGAAGAACACGACUCAAAAUUGGAGCGUGCUAUUCAGUCCUUGCAGGGUGACCUGUAUGUAUAUAUGGAUGUACACAUGCAUGAAUUUCAUGUGUAUAUACAUAUAUCUGUGAGUUGUGCAUAACGUGUAGAGACAGUUGGGUUAGCUUAACUCGACCGGAAAGGAAGAUACCUGAUGAUUCUCAGGUAGCAUGUAGAUAUUAAAUAUCUCACCCUUUGGUUGCCCUUUCUCCCCACUCCUUGCACACUUCCUCCUUGUUUUUCAUGUAUUUCUUCAUUGUAGGAGGGAGGUCUGAUGAUGGCACGAAAAGAGAGGGGAAAAGGCUUCUAUCUGUAAGUGGGUGUAUUGUGCAGCACCUGGAUGGUGACGGUUCCUUGGGAUCCCAAAAGGAGAGUAUUUGCCUCCAUCCUUAUAUUCCAGAGAGGCUUAGAAAAAUGAAAUCUCGUGUGUCUGCAUAGAUGGCAUAGAGUUCUCACCUACCAAGGAAAUGCAUUCUAUGUCAGCUUUAGUUUUCUGAGCAGGAAGACUUUUUUUGUUUGUUUGUCUCUGAGCAUUCAGAUCUGGUUGACAUCUCCUGGAACUAUUCCUGAGAACCUUCCAUGUGAGGCAACUCAUGUUUCCUAUCCUAAUAACAACUGGCCUAGAGGACGGCACUUUUCUCUAAGAGAAUGUAAUAAAUGUCUUGUCAGCAUUCAGAAUCAGCAGCUGCUCCCUAGUCUAUGAGCCCAAGUUUUCUGAUGAAAUGCACUAGCAGCAGAGACUUCACCCCUGUACUUGGUCUUCAGGGACUCGGGGCACAGUGAAAUUUCUGAGUCCAUGUAUGGGUAUUUCAUUGAUACUAGAAGAGACUGACAAAAAGAAAAAAAUAUAGAUAUGGUUUCUGAACUUGAUGUUUCCAAGGAUUCUUCAGGAGACCUCAGCAGAUUAUAAAUUGUUGAGAACAAAAAAAGAAGGAAAAAAAGCUAGAGGACAACAAAAUAACUGUUGUUCCUGUACUGCUUUGGAGCAAGUAAUCGUACCUGCUGCUUUUUUUCCUUCACUGUUUUGAUUUGUAUUUGCUUGAAGCUUUCCACCAGCUGUUCUGAGAACAGCUCAUUGGCUAUAUUUUUUUCUUAAUUUUUUCCCCUCCAAAUCAAUAGCAACAGUAGCCUUUGAGGCUGUGGUCCCCCAGAAUAGGAGGACUACAAAAUAUUCUGUUCUUCAAGUGAGGCCCUUGACACCCAUUUCCCCUCAGGAGCAUGGGGGCUUUGAAAGUACCUUUUUUCCUCCUUUUCCUUUUUAAACAAAACUAUUAUUUGGUGCUUGUUAAUGAAUUGCAAGCUGGCCUUGCAGAUUAUCGGAGAUAUUUAUCUUUCUGUUUUUUUGAAAGAGGUCUGGUUUUAAAUUUUUUUUAGUUUAGUUUUAUUUAUUUUAUUUUUUUUAAAGGAUAUACAUAAUAUCCCAAUGGUUAAAACUCUGUCUCACUAAUGCAAAAAAGUGAGACAAUACUCACCACUUCUCACUCCUCAUUGUGCUACUUAAAUGAGUAAAUCUUCCACCUGGAGCUGCCUUUAAGGCCAAAUAAGUCUAUAGGUGAAAAUGAAGAGAGAGUCACAUAUUCCUUCUCUUCUCCCCCCUUCUCCCAUUUCUAGAUGAAAAGAAAAGGGACUCUCUUUCUUGGGUUAAGAAUUCAAGAAAUGUACUACCUUUUAGCUCUUUGACUUCUGUGCUUUCCUACCCUUCUGACCCAGAGAUAGCAAAUCUUUUGUAACUGUGAUCACUUCAAUGAGAAUUCACCCCCCCCUCCAAAAAAAAUCAUAAAGCAAAUUACUUCAUUCCCCACGUGCCCAUUAGGUAACAGAAUAUUUGUGAAGAGGAGAUUAUGAGCCCCAAUAAAGUAGAUAAUAACCCAUAUCAAAUCCACUAUCACAAAACAUGGCUGUUUUGGUUUGGUUUUUUUCCUGCUCACUGAAUAGAUCCAGCAGUUUACCUAGCAUCAUCCCUAUGGGAGAUCUUCAUCUCCCAUGAAUAGGAUAGCAUGAUUUUAGGACAGAAAAGUAGAAAGAACUCAGUUCUUAGCUGGACAGUUUUUCAGCCUCCCGUAUAUACAACUACAGUAUGUGCAAUAAUUGAAAUGAAAUGGACAUUUCUAUAGCUCAUCUGUUUCAAGGUGUGUAUCAAGGUGUCCAUUCCCCCCCCCUUCUCCCUCCCUCCUCUCUCUCUCUCUCUCUCUCUCUCUCUCUCUCUCUCUCUCUCUCUCUCUCUCACACACACACACACACACACACACACACACACACACACUCACUCACUCACUCACUCACUCUAGUCAAGUCUGGGUUUAAAAUAAAAAAGUGUUAGUGCUGAUGAGAUUUUCUCUUUUGAAAUGGACUGUUCUCAACAAAAACAUUUAAAUAAUUAUAUAUUAAUACACAGUUGGAUAUAGUUUGAUUUGAAAGUGCAUACCUAGUUGUAAUAUUUGUUCAUUUCUUGUAUUUAGGAAAUGGGGACUUUUUUUAAAUUACUGAUUUGAUAGGUUUAGGACCAGGACAUAAAUAGGUAGUCUCCCUGCACUUUAUCCAGAGCUACCCAACUUCACGCAUGAUUCCAAUUCCUGUGUCAAGGGAAAUCCACUUAUGCAGUGUCUGCUUCUGUGCCUUGGUCAUCUCUUAGCCCUUUGAAAUGAAUCUCUCAAUAGUUUCACUCUGAGAUUAGGGAAUUAACUUGCUGCUUCUGUUCUUUUUUGCUUGGUGUGAAAUUCACCUUGAGAUCUGAUCCUGGUUACUGAGAGACGGAGAGUAGUUGGACUGGCCCUGUCUGCUUCUGUACUGUCACUGAGGGUCAGUGUUUAUGGUGACUUGGUUUUUGGAUUCUACAGUGUUCCUUGCCUCUGGGAAAAGAGGACAUGCUUCCCUUUCCAGGAGAAAGAAGAGAUUCUGAAGGGGGUACUGAGUAUUUGUGGUAGUGACCUUAUAGACAACAGUGCCUAGUUUUCCAGAAUCAAGUAGGUUUAAUGGAAUCAGUUUUCCCAUCACCUAAAUAUUGAAUUAUCAUCUCGGUCAUUUUUAUCACAGUUUAAUGCCAUAUGCACUUUAAAAUCUCUUGUCAGUAGCUUGAUUAUGAGACAAUCAACUUUACAAUCAUUCUUUUCUAUGAAAUUAAGGUUAGAAACUGCCAAAGCCAGAAAUGCUGCAGACAAUUCCACUUUUGCCAACACUUUUUCCCCCUCUCUUCCCCCACGAUGAGCUUGUGGGGGCAGAAUCAGUCUCAGAAAACCAUUCCCUGUUUAAAUCCAAAGGUAGGAAAAGGCAAAUUCUAUACCUUUUGUCUUUCAUGUCUUGGGGUAAUACCACUGACAGUUUAUCCCUUUGAUAACUGUCCUCCCUCCCUUCCCAAUCCAUGAUCCUUUCCAGGGGUUCAGGAUAGUAUUAGAUAGAGGUAUAAAGGCCUAGAAUUUUUGUCUUUUAUUAAAAUUAAAUUAGUGCCCCAUCAAACAAGUUAAAACUGAUGCUCUAGGAGCACACUCUUUGGUCCAGGUAGUAUGUUACCUAUAGAAAUACUUACUUUGUACUUAUUCUAUCUUCUUUUGGAUUUUGGCCCCUCUGAUUCUUACUCUUGUCUGCCAAGGAUUCUUAAUGUGUGUUAGAGCAUAAAUACUGUCAAAACAAAUGAAGAAAGGGAAAAGCAAUUAAAGUGAGUAGAGGGCACUUUGGCCCCAUAAAAAGCUAUUCUUAAUCCUCCAAAUAUUUUGCAUUUCCAAGUAGAUGAAGGCAGUAAUGCAAGAUUUAGCCAUGAUACUACAGAGCACAUUGUGGAAAGAAGACAAGGAGGGGACCAAAUGGUAGGGAGGAAGGAAAGACUACAAGAAUUGCUUUUAUUCUCUACUAAGCUUCAGGACCCUUUCUGCAUUCCUAUGUAGCAAGAAGCUACCUACCAAAAAAGGAUUUUCACCAAGGCAAAAUUUCAUACAGAGUGCCAAGUAUGAAACCAUUUACAAUCUGUAGAGUUCUGACCUCCUAAAUAGUAAUAGGUCUUGAAAUCUAGAAACAGCAAUAAUCAUUCAAAUUAGACUGUUCUACCAUAAAGGAAGGCAAUGGGUGACAGUAACUGAGGGAGGCAUGAAGUUUCUUUAAUUGGCAGGUCCAUUUUGAAAGCUGUGGUAGAAUUUGAUAAAUAUGCCAUUUCUUGUUGAGUUAUUUCAAAGGCUGCACAUUUGCUCUGAUUCAUGUUCACAUGUGGAAAGGAUAAGAUGUUUGUUUCAGGGUUUUUGUUUUUGUUUUUUGAUGUAGCAUAACAUUCCUAGUAAACCAGAGCCCAGGAAUCUACCACCUGCUGGUCAGGUUUAUAAAAUAAAAAAUAAUUUAAUAUGCCACCUUUAAAUUAGAAAAAAAAAUAAAAAGAAAGAAAAGCAGUGCUGAUUUUAUUUCACUUGCUAAAAGAACAGGCUGUGAUUCCUUCUUUCUCCAUCAAUGUAGCUAAAGUUUAAGGACAGGCAAACUGAACUGACUGAUAACCUCCCUAGCUGUGGAAAAAUCAGAAGCUUUCUAUAGAAAGUGAAUGCUGAAAACCAUCUCCUAAAAUGCAUUUUCCAUUAAAUUCCAUUUAUGACUGUCUAGAGAGGUUCACGCCUACACCAAUUUAUAUCCCCCAAAUGCAUAAAAAUCCUUUCAUUCCUAGCUCUUGAGCCAAAUUUUAAUCUUAUCUUUGUAAAAGGUGGAUGCCUCCCAGGUAGAUGCACCACUUACCAUGAUGCCUUUUUAAAAAUCACAUGAUGAUGUUACAAAGCACUGAGAAAGAGAUAUAUUCAGUUCGGUUUGUCUGUGGUUAAAGUUUAGCCUUGUGGUUUCCUAUGUUUUCCUUUACUGCUAUGGAGUGCACUAGCAUAUGCCACCAAAUGCUCAAGAGAGUAGCUGUAAUAAUACACCUCAUACCUCUGCUUUCAGUUUAUUUUUUGUAAUGCUUAUAUAAGCAUUUACCUUGCUAGAUUCUAUUAAAAAAAAAAAGAUGGGUUAAAACCCACCUGCUGUAUGUUAAUUUGUAAUUAUGUAAAAAAAAAAGCAGUCAAAACUGUAAAGUUUUUUUUUCAUUGUGUCUUGGCGUUUUGGCCACAGCACACUUGCUUUGUAACAAACUUUUAUUUAUCUUUCUUUCUAGUUAUCAGCUUUAAACUCUUGUAAAGUGCCCCUUCCCCACCUCAAAAAUAAAUAAAAAUUUUCUUUUGA